UUAAGUUCCAAUUUUCCCAGCCCGAUCUUCCUCCUCAUUUCAGAAACCCAGAGAGAGAAAAUUGUAGAGAGAGAGGGGGAGAAAAAAAAAAUGUCAUCAGACUUGCAAUUGCCGGCUGGUUUCAGAUUCCAUCCAACGGACGAGGAGCUCGUGAUGCACUACCUGUGCCGUAAAUGUGCGUUACACCCGAUCGCAGUCCCCAUCAUUGCCGAGAUUGAUCUCUACAAGUACGACCCAUGGGAACUUCCCGGAUUGGCCUUGUAUGGAGAGAAAGAGUGGUAUUUUUUUUCACCUAGGGACCGGAAGUACCCGAACGGUUCGAGGCCGAACAGGUCAGCGGGCAGCGGGUACUGGAAGGCAACCGGAGCCGAUAAGCCGAUAGGGAAACCGAGGGCGGUCGGAAUUAAGAAGGCUCUGGUGUUUUACGCCGGAAAAGCUCCCAAGGGAGAGAAAACUAAUUGGAUCAUGCACGAGUAUAGGCUAGCCGAUGUGGACCGGUCUGCCCGCAAGAAAAAUAGCAGCCUCAGGUUGGACGAUUGGGUCUUGUGUCGCAUAUACAACAAGAAAGGCACCAUCGAGAAGCUAAACGUCGUCGUCGGCACGAAAACCAGGGAGUCUUUGGAAAAUUUUGAACAAAAACCAGAGAUUCUAACCCACAGCGUCAUGCGGUUGUCUCCUCCGACACCGUUUGGGUUGUUCAAUGAGUCAGUGUACCGCGACACAUCAGAUUCGAUCCCGAGGUUGCACACAUACUCGAGUUCCUCGGACCACGUGAUGUCACCUGACUUGGAGGUCCAGAGCGAGCCAACGAGGCUAACCGAUUGGGAAAAAAACACCCUCGAAUUCUCCUUUAAUUACUUGGAUGCCACCAUAGACAGUACAUUCGCUUCUCAAUUGGAGAAUAAUCAGAUGUCGCCGUUGCAGGAUAUGUUUAUGUACCUUCCGAAACCGUUUUGAUGCAGACCCACAUGAUUUAGGAUUUGAUUAAGAUUAAAGAAUUUUUGGAUCAUUACAUUCUCAAUCAGUGCAUCGCGUAGCACCAGAUGUUGACACGUGGUCCAAGAAGCUCAUGGCAUUUGGUUGGUUAGGACACAUGUGAAUGGUGGGUGCUCUGCUAAUGAAACCAAAAUUUCAUACCUACAAAGUAGGGGUGAAAAUUAAAAAUAAAAAAAUAAAAAUAAAAAUAAAAAUAAAAAAUUCCCCUUAUGAAUAGUUGGUGUGUAAAAAGCUUAGAGUUUAAAACGCAAUGCAAAAAUAAGUUAAACUUAGAAUAAAUAUGAUCCACGUAAAAUUUUUUAUACAUGUGAAAUUAAGUGGGUAUUUGGGUGUAUUAGAGAGCACCCAUGAAUGAUAGGGUUAAUAGCGGUGGCGAAAUAAAAAUAACAUAUAUAAUUCAAUGUGUACAAACAUGUAUAUAAAUAUUGUCCUCUAAUAUAUGUAUGCAUGAUGAUUUUGGAUUGACCA
Messenger RNA from Camellia sinensis, 1464 nucleotides. RefSeq names its product NAC domain-containing protein 2. The record is from RefSeq and is a predicted model, not a curated record. Gene Ontology annotation, biological process: regulation of DNA-templated transcription. Lineage: Eukaryota; Viridiplantae; Streptophyta; Magnoliopsida; Ericales; Theaceae. Gene Ontology annotation, molecular function: DNA binding.